AUGCAGUCCCGAUUAAUGCCUUCGGGCCGCCAGGCCAUGCGCAGCCCCUUCCGAUCAUUGCGCCGAACCUUUGCGACCUCCCGCGUGUUUCUCCAGACCUUCAAUUCCCAGCAGGGCUUCCAUUCCCAGCUUGAGACUGCUACUCCGGAGAUUCUGUCGUCUCUGGCAUCCAAGGCUGUGCCCCAGACCUUGACUGAAAAGAUUGUGCAGAAGUACUCCGUCGGUCUUGCCAAGGACAAGUUUGUCCAGUCCGGCGACUAUGUCACCAUCUCUCCCCACCGCUGCAUGACCCACGACAACUCAUGGCCCGUUGCUCUGAAGUUCAUGUCCAUUGGCGCUUCCAAGAUUCACAACCCCGAUCAGAUUGUUAUGACCCUCGACCACGAUGUGCAGAACAAGACCGAGAAGAACCUCCAGAAGUAUCAGCAGAUUGAGGACUUUGCGAAGCUUCACGGUGUCGAGUUCUAUCCUGCUGGACGUGGUAUUGGUCACCAGAUUAUGGCUGAAGAGGGAUUGGCUUGGCCCGGAACUCUUUGCGUUGCCUCGGAUUCCCACAGCAACCACUACGGUGCGCUUGCUUGCUUGGGAACACCUAUUGUCCGAACAGAUGCCGCGAGUGUCUGGAGCACUGGCCAGACCUGGUGGCAAGUGCCUGCCAUCGCCAAGAUCACCCUCACUGGCGUUCUCCCCGCCGGUGUCACUGGCAAGGACGUUAUCGUUGCUCUCUGCGGUCUCUUCGACAAGGACGACGUUCUGAACCACGCUCUCGAGUUUGCUGGUUCCGAGGAGACGAUGCGCAGCCUGCCUAUUGAUAGCCGUAUGACCAUUGCCAACAUGACUACCGAAUGGGGUGCCCUCUCUGGUCUUUUCCCCAUGGAUGACGUCCUCAAGGGUUGGAUGAAGGGCAAGGCUACUACCGCCGCCAUGGGUCUGGCCGAUGGCCCCUUCAAGACCACUGCUGCUCAACGCUUCACCCACGAGGCUAUCGAGGAGCUCUUCGCUAACCCUCUGACCGCCGACAAGGGUGCCAAGUACGCCAAGGAGCUCUUCCUGGACCUCUCAUCUCUGUCUCCCUACGUCGCCGGCCCUAACUCGGUCAAGGUUGCUACUCCUCUGAGCGAGCUUGAGGCUGCCGAUAUCAAGGUUAACAAGGCCUACCUUGUUUCUUGCACUAACUCGCGUGCCUCUGAUAUUGCUGCUGCCGCCCGUGUGUUCAAGGAGGCUGCCGAGAAGAACGGUGGUCAGAUCCCCAAGAUUGCCGACGGUGUUCAGUUCUACAUCGCUGCUGCUUCUAUCCCCGAGCAGCUUGCUGCCGAGGGUGCUGGUGACUGGCAGGUUCUGAUUGAUGCUGGUGCUACCGUUCUCCCCGCCGGCUGCGGUCCCUGCAUUGGUCUCGGCGCUGGUCUCCUCGAGCCCGGUGAGGUCGGUAUCAGUGCCUCCAACCGUAACUUCAAGGGUCGCAUGGGUUCCACCGAUGCCAAGGCCUACCUGGGCUCUCCCGAAGUCGUGGCUGCCAGCGCUCUUAGCGGAAAGCUCUCCGGUCCUGGCUGGUACCAGACCCCCGAGGGCUGGACUGGCGUGAAGCGCGGCGAGGGUGAUGGUAUUGCUGAGGAGGAUCGUAUGCUUACCACCGAGGAGGCUCUUGAGAAGCUUCUCGGCCAGCUUGACGAUCUGGUGGCUGAUGGUGAGAAGAAGUUUGCUCCCGAGCCCACCGAGGCCAAGGUUGAGGAGACCUCUUCCGAGGACUCUCUGACCGAUGUGUACCCCGGUUUCCCCGAGCGCGUGUCCGGAGAGAUUGUCUUCUGCGACGGAGACAACAUCAACACCGAUGGUAUCUACCCCGGCAAGUACACCUACCAGGACAACGUCCCUGUCGAGACCAUGGCCCAGGUCUGCAUGGAGAACUACGACACCAAGUUCUCGACCAUUGCCAAGGCUGGUGAUAUCCUGGUCACCGGCUACAACUUCGGCUGCGGUUCCUCUCGUGAGCAGGCCGCUACCGCCAUCCUUGCCAAGGAGAUCCCUCUCGUCGUCGCAGGCAGCUUCGGCAACAUUUUCUCCCGCAACAGUAUCAACAACGCGCUGAUGGGUCUGGAAGUGCCCCGUCUGAUUUCCCGUCUCCGUGAGACCUUCGCCGAGGGCGACGGCAAGGCUCUUACCCGCCGUACUGGCUGGACUCUGACCUGGGACGUUCGCCGUAGCCAGAUCGAGGUCCAGGAGGGCCCCGACGGUGCCAAGUGGACUCACAAGGUCGGCGAGCUUCCUCCCAACGUGCAGGAGAUUAUUGCCAAGGGCGGUCUUGAGAAGUGGGUCAAGAACGCGAUUGAGGCGUAA
This is a messenger RNA of Penicillium cataractarum, 2334 nucleotides long. RefSeq names its product homoaconitase LysF (gene lysF). The coding region runs from base 1 to 2334 and encodes 777 amino acids. NCBI's taxonomy places the organism in Eukaryota, Fungi, Ascomycota, Eurotiomycetes, Eurotiales, Aspergillaceae. Gene Ontology annotation, biological process: L-lysine biosynthetic process. Gene Ontology annotation, molecular function: homoaconitate hydratase activity; 4 iron, 4 sulfur cluster binding. The record is from RefSeq and is a predicted model, not a curated record. The transcript is spliced from 3 exons.